This is a messenger RNA of Aspergillus niger, 768 nucleotides long. RefSeq lists its product as uncharacterized. Bases 1 to 768 code for a protein of 255 amino acids. The record is from RefSeq and is a predicted model, not a curated record. The transcript is spliced from 2 exons. Lineage: Eukaryota; Fungi; Ascomycota; Eurotiomycetes; Eurotiales; Aspergillaceae.
AUGGCCAAAAAAGGAAACAAGCACAGAAAAAAGAACCUCGUUCGAGUGGCAAAGCCUGUUGCUGAAGUAGUUUGUGAGACUCUUGAGUGCCCUGCUGCCGAGAACUGGGAGACUACCCCUCCCUGUGACGAGACUGGGGAUGCGGAGCCUAUCGCUGAAACAGUCUAUGACGCCGUUGCGUGUCCUGCUGCCGAGAACUGGGAGACUACCCCUCCCUGUGACGAGACUGGGGGUGCGGAGCCUGUCUCUGAAACUGUCGGUAAGCAUGCUGUAACCGCAGGUUAUGACAGUUAUAACGUGUCAACUCCGGGUAUCCAUGAAUAUGACCAACCUGAGACCAGGGACAUAGCUGGUCAAAUUCUAUCUCUUCAAGAUCAUUGGGACAAGAACGAUAGUCGGAUAGCGAGGUUUCCUGAGGUUGAUGACGACAUUGGGCAUACCUUCAUCCAUUACCUAUAUACAGGUGAUUACCAAACCUUGAAGCCAGCGUCAACGAGCAAUAUGCCUUGGCGCGCAAUCGAAUACAGACGAAGUGUCCUUGCAUAUUCUGCUGGUACACGUUGUGGUGUUGAUGGACUAGUCCAUCAUGGAAGAAAAUACAUGCAGAUAUUUGAUAAGGAUGUUUCCCUGUUUGACAUGAUAGAUCUGGGACGCGAAUGUUUUCCAAGAAUUGAUGAGGACCGGUGGUAUUCCGAGUACCUCACCAACAGAAUUAUGACUAGCUUCGAGUCUGAAGAGGGGAUUUUUCAGCAAGAGGAGUUCUAUUAA